CAGCUGGAUUGAGCCACAAUAUGUCUGCACGUCCCUGUCCUCUGUCAUCUCAGUCUCCACUCCUUCCUUCCUUCCUCAUCUGCGUCUUUUCCGUCGUCGUCUUGAAUCUGCUACAAACUGAGACACAGGCCAAAACAAAUGGAUUAACAGAGACAUCUUGUGAAAGCAUCUCUCUGUGAUAUCUGGUAGAAGAAGAUGCCCGUGUGCUCCUCGCUCGAGGAGUCCGUGCUGCUGCUGCUGUCUCUGUGUGGGGGAGUAGAGGGAGUGGAGGGCUUCAGCUACAUCCUGUGGCGUUUCCUGUGUUUGUAAACUAGAGACGGUCUGGUUGAGAAAACGUCGGCGGAGUGAAGCUGUGAAAAGGAAAGUUUUAAUGCUAGAUGAGUGAGGUGGGUGUGGCUUCCCACCAGCCCGACCAUCCUGACUGACGGAUCUCUGGAUGACCUUGUCCCCACCCCUGUCCCUGCGCUCACAUACACCACAGCAAUGUCACAUCUGCCCAGCAGCUCAGUCCGCGACCAUAUGAAAUGGGCGGGGCUGCUUGGCUGCGAGGCUGUCCUCUCCAGCAUGGCCCUGAUGCAGGCCAGCUCCAUGGCUGCUCCGCCCAAAAAAAUGAUGGCUCCACUUGGCCAUGGACCACCGCAGAGAGAGGCACCUGACCGUGCUCCCCAGAGCCAUAUGAUCCUCCCGUCUGGAAUGAGCUGUCCGCCCCUGGUUAGGACCCACUUCGGAAAUCUUAUCCGGAAGGAAGGUGAAUUCCAAGCUCCCCGCCUGCUGGAUGAGAAGGAGAUGAGGGCCAACGAGGACAUGCAGCAGAAAAAAAAGAACAGGAAAUCAGUAACGCCCUGCAAAGUGAGAGAACAAGAAGGAAGGGGAGGGAAGGGCACAGGUGGAGAUGAGAAUGGUCCAUCAUCCAAAGUGCAGAAAAACUUUAUUUGUGAUCACUGUUACGGAGCUUUUAGGAGUGGAUACCACCUGAAGAGACAUAUCCUCAUUCAUACAGGGGAGAAGCCGUAUGCUUGUGCCGUAUGUGACAUGAGGUUUAUUCAGCGUUACCACCUGGAGAGACACAGCCUCAUUCACACGGGGGUGAAGCCGUACGCUUGUUCCAUGUGUGACAUGAGGUUUUUCCAGCGUUACCACCUGGAGAGACACAGACUCACUCAUACGGGUAUUUCAAGGGUGAAGCCGUACGCUUGCUCCAUGUGUGACAUGAGGUUCUUCCAACGUUACCAUCUGGCAAGACACAGCCUCACUCAUACUGGGGUGAAGCCAUACGCUUGCUCCAUGUGUGACAUGAGGUUUUUCCAACGCUACCACUUGGCAAGACACAGCCUCACUCACACGGGUAGGGGGGUGAAGCCAUAUGCUUGCUCCAUGUGUGACAUGAGGUUUUUCCAGAGAUACCACCUGGCAAGACACACUCUCACCCAUACGGGGGUGAAGCCGUACGCUUGCUCCAUGUGUGACAUGAGGUUCUUCCAGCGUUACCAUUUGGCAAGACACAGCCUCACUCAUACUGGAGUGAAGCCGUACGCUUGUACCAUGUGUGACAUGCGGUUUAUACAACGUUACCAACUGGAGAGACACAGUCUUACUCAUACGGGGGUGAAGCCGUACGCUUGCACCAUGUGUGACAAGAGGUUUUUUCAGCGCUACCACCUGGCGAGACACAGCCUCACUCAUAUGGGUGUGAAACCUUAUGCUUGCACCAUGUGUGACAUGAAGUUUUUUCAGCGUUACCACCUGGCAAGACACAGCCUCACUCAUACGGGUGUGAAACCUUAUGCUUGCACCAUGUGUGACAAGAGGUUUUUUCAGCGCUACCACCUGGCGAGACACAGCCUCACUCAUAUGGGUGUGAAACCUUUUGCUUGUACCAUGUGUGACAUGAGGUUUGUUCAGCGUUACCACCUGGCGAGACACAGCCUCACUCAUACGGGUGUGAAACCUUAUGCUUGCACCAUGUGUGACAAGAGGUUUUUUCAGCGCUACCACCUGGCGAGACACAGCCUCACUCAUAUGGGUGUGAAACCUUUUGCUUGUACCAUGUGUGACAUGAGGUUUGUUCAGCGUUACCACCUGGCGAGACACAGCCUCACUCAUACGGGGGUGAAGCCGUAUGCUUGUUCCAUGUGUGACAUGAGGUUUAUUCAGCGUAACCACCUGGAGAGACACAGCCUCACUCAUACGGGAGAGAAGCCAUUUGCUUGUGACAUGUGUGAUAUGAGGUUUAUCCAGCGCUACCACCUUGAGAGACACAAGCGUGUCCAUAGUGGGGAGAAGCCUUACCAGUGUGAACGGUGCCAGCAGAACUUUUCAAGGACAGACCGGCUGUUGCGACAUCGGCGGUUGUGCCAGGGUCGCGGCGUAGCCAAAGUAGAGAACCAGCCAUGCUGCGAACCACGCCCAUACCCCCAAGAACCCCCACCCGCACCCCCAACCUGGAGUCCCCUGCACCCCCCUCCAGGACGACUGGCGGUCUGACAUUCCACCUUCCCGACAUCCACCACACCGCCAGAGACGGGACAAGCCACAGGGUUUCUUCUUCUUCUCAGCUCUGCGCUGAGUGACGCCACACUCUAGCACAGACUGAUCUUGCAGCUCCAGUCUUGGGAUUACUAAUGACAGAGGGACAUUUGUGUUUUUGUUUUUGUUGACUUUUUACUGUGUUUCCUUUUCUCCCCCAUUUUUUUAAAAGACGAGACUUUUCUGUGAUGAACAGUUGUCCUGUUUUGUACUUAAUCUAUUUGAUUUUUGCAAAAAAAGAAAAAAAGUUUUUAUUGUUGUUCAAAAUAUAUCUGCAUUUGGUGGUACUCGGGAAGGGCUGUGGGUAUUGUUUAUCCUGACGUGUUAGCAUCAAAAUGGGAUGAAGUGGUGAGGAAAAAGUAUUUGAGCUUCUUUCUAAUUUUUCCUCAUGUGGCCCAUUUUGACUCAAAAAGUUUGUCACUUAGGUCAGAAUUGAUAAAACUGAACUUUCCUUCCAGGUAAAGCAAGGAAACCCACUCUGUUGACAUCUCAUGUAGACCAGAUCUUGCUUGCCAAUGUCGCCAACAUAGUGCUAAGCAUUAAGACAUUUCACUGAAAGCAAGAUCUGGUCUAACUAUGAUUUGAACAAUAGGAUCCCUGAAUUUAUCAACAUAGGAGGUACAGUUUUAAUGCUAACUUUGUGUAAAUAAUUGAAAAUGUUUAUUAUUAUUUCACUAUGGGACUUAAGUGUUGAUUUCUUUUUUUUCUUUUUUGGUGCACAAAAUGGGCCAAAAACAAACUGAUCAUUAGAAAUUGGUUCAAAUACAGUCUGUUCCACCUUUUCAGUGAAAUCCUAAGGAAACCCUGAAUAACUUUGUGAGUGUUUAUUUAAAAAAGAAAAGAAAAAAAUAAGUAAUAUCGAACAGUGCUUCAUAACUGUAAACCAGGACUUCCAAGAAGUGGAUGAUUAGAGGGGCAGCCUGCAGUUGACUGGCUCUGUGUCAGACAUGAAGGGAUGGGUCACAGGAGUAUCACCUGUGUAUCUCAUGUUGUGUCGUGUGUGACGUUGCUGGUGACUCAGGAAAUGGCACAGGAUGGCAGCCUUGGCAAGUCGUCCUCCCACACUUACCGAGAGUCCUGCUAUUGUAAGUUCAGCUGUGUAUAUAUACAGUAAAUAGGCACAGAUGUCCAGUACGUAACAGAAAGGUGUCUCUCCCUGCUCUGUCCAUAGAUUCUGGUCUAAAAUAGCACAGGUUGGCCACUUGAAGUCCCAUUAUGUUGUUUGUACAGAUACUCUCAUCGUGAGAUCAGCGGGGGUAUACAAAAUCUUGUGGCCUUAGUGUGUUUUUUUUCUUCAUUUGCCUUUUUUCUCAACAAUUUAUUAUUGUGGAUCAGAUGUAUUUACUAAGACGAGACAGCCUUUCAUCAUCAUGGUGUGUUUUUUUUUUUGUUUUUUUUUAAUCCUAAAGCUGUCAUGGUUACAGAUUGUUGAUGGCUUCAGUGGCGCUAAAACAAAACUAAUGUGUUCUCCUGUCGAGAGAGGCUGUCUUUUGAUGAUGAUAAUGAAUAUUUUGGGUCAUUGUUACUGAUUACAGUGUAACACAGUAUGUAAUCCUGAAGGAGCCCCCGGGGAGUUUGACAGGGAGUCGUCGGUAGUGCUAAAUUGUUUCCCCACUGCAGUGCUUUGGCUGGUCGCACACCAUAGCAGAAUCAGCACUUGCUUGACUCUACUACACACUAACAAUUGCCUUUUUUAUCCAAAUAUUAUGUGGUUGGUGUGUAAUAAUGGAUGUCUGUCAUGUCAUUGGGUUUAGCCUUAAGUAAGUGCUGAUACACAAAUAAUCAUUGUAGUACUAAAUGAUAUUGUAACAAACCAUUUUGUUUUUACCUAUGAUGAACUUUGAUCGUACUGUGUGGAAAGUCUUUGACGGUCGGUCAGUCAGCAGAGAGCCGGAUGAUCAGGGCCACUUUGCUGCCUGUUGAAAAAAAGUUUCUCAAACUUGAUCCUUUCUGUGACUGGUGAGCUAUAGUGGUUGCGUUGUCGUAGCUGUUCUGUUUAAGCCAGAAAUGUCAGCAAUUUGGUGGUAGGAUUAGUCUGCUGGCUGAACAUACAUGUACAUAUCGAGACAUCACAACUGUUCUUUGAUGGCCAGAGCAAGAAACCAUCAUGGUUGAUUUCAAGGGACAAGAGGACUUUUUUAAAAUUCACAUUAUUUAAAGGUCCAGAUAAGAUUCAGUGAAUGUGGAGAUGGAAUCUCAGAGCGCAUUAUCUGAUUUCUGAUUUCGAGGAUGAACAGAUGUUUGUGUGCGAUACAAAUGAGAUGCAGAUUACUGAGUUAAGUGAUAUUUUACCAAAAGUAUUAUUGGGAAGAUUUCUCUUAAAUGGUCCAUUGAUAUCAAGGCAAAGUUGUGCAACGGUUUAAGUGUGUAGAGAUGGGUUUCAGUGUUUUGAUCAGAUUAAGGCAAACCCAGUGGCAGCAAAGGAGCCAAGUUUGAGAAAUGCGUUCUUUAGCUCUGGAAACACUAUUCCAAAUCUGUGGAAGGGAUACUGCUGGUGCGAGCACAUACUAAAAAGGCUAAAGGGCAAUACAGUAUAUAGUUGACAUCACUUGUUAAUACCUUUUUGUCUUUUAUUGUUUUUAGUAUUAUCAAUCUCAUUGUUAAAAUGCAAUAGAAUCCUUGAGUCUCAGAUCAUUUGUUUAUAAGUUUGAGGUUUAAUUUUUCAGACGGAUCCGAGGGUUUAUUUGUCUGAGAGUUUCACAUCACAUUUUGAUGAUUGUUUCAAGGACCUUUUUUUAUUCUGAUGAAAUUGUAAACACUGGAGUGAAAAGGAAAAAAAGACAAAAGAUAUUUUUUUCCCAUCAGACUGUGCUAGAUUUUAGGUUUUAGACAAAGCCUAUUUCUCCUCAACUUGACACAGAAGGUGGACAGAACAUUUGGAUCAGUACAGUUGAGAGCCCAGUAUGUUUGGUAAUUUUGACAUUAGAGACAGUAGUACCGCAAGAAAAUGUUUUCUUUCUUUAUACGAAGUCCCUGGUAUUUGUAGUAAAUUAUAUUGAUAAUGGUAUUAGAUGAACAACAGCAUAACAGUAGCUAUCACAGAUUAGUUGUUUUCUUUUAUUAGUCUUGCAUGCAGAGUUAUGGUCCUCAGUUAAGAUAGGAUCUUGAUAUUGAUUAUUUUGUGUAGGAAAAUGAGUGCAUAAGAAUAACUUCCUAAAAAAAUAUGUUACAAUGAUUAUUGUAAAAUGGGCUAACUAAUAUGUACCCUUGUGAUCCAAUUAGUUUCAACUAUAUGAAAAUCAGAGGAGAGGCUUCUUACUAUUAUGCUGAAAUAAAAGAAUUUGUAAAGGA
This is a messenger RNA of Sebastes umbrosus (honeycomb rockfish), 5817 nucleotides long. It is a transcript of the gene znf740a, whose product is annotated as zinc finger protein 740a. The transcript has 21 exons. Lineage: Eukaryota; Metazoa; Chordata; Actinopteri; Perciformes; Sebastidae. Gene Ontology annotation, cellular component: nucleus. The coding region runs from base 484 to 2484 and encodes 666 amino acids. Gene Ontology annotation, biological process: regulation of transcription by RNA polymerase II. Gene Ontology annotation, molecular function: RNA polymerase II cis-regulatory region sequence-specific DNA binding; DNA-binding transcription activator activity, RNA polymerase II-specific. The record is from RefSeq and is a predicted model, not a curated record.